Diaporthe citri is the source of this 465-nucleotide messenger RNA. RefSeq lists its product as uncharacterized. The transcript has a single exon. Lineage: Eukaryota; Fungi; Ascomycota; Sordariomycetes; Diaporthales; Diaporthaceae. Bases 1 to 465 code for a protein of 154 amino acids. The record is from RefSeq and is a predicted model, not a curated record.
AUGGGUCUGAUUUCUGCCGGUCUCUCAUACCUCGUCUUCUCCGCCAUCCACAUCGUCCAGUUCGCCCUCGCUAUCACCGUGUGCGCGCUGUACGGAAUCGACCUGAGCCGCGCCAACAAGCAAGGCACAUACAUCGACAGCAAAUGGGUCUACGCAGAGGUGGUCGGCGGCCUGUCCGCCUUCACAGCGGUGCUGUACCUGGUGCCUUUCAUCCUGCGCUUCUGGCUCGUGUGGGCGUGGAACCUGGUCCUCUUCAUUCUGUGGAUCGCGCUCUUCGGAGUCUUUGGAAAGAUGUACAUCAAUGAGGACGCCGAGGGCGACAGCGGCGUGCAGCGCAUGAAGAACGCCGUCUGGGUCGACCUCGCCAAUGCCAUCCUGUGGUUCCUCACCUUUGUCGGCGCUGCCGCCUACUGGUUCACCCACCGCGAGAGACACAGCCGCUUCACCGGUCGCGCCAGGGUCUAG